CGCACACAUCAACGCCGCUCGAGAAUCUGUUUUUACACAUCCGUCCACACUUUGCCCUCGAGGCGGGAUAUGUUUUCGUAAGCGUACCAUUGAUGUUUAGUUUUAGUUGAGCGUCGAGCCAGAGAAGUCGUACAAUAAGCAGCCGGUACUGCAAUAGAAAUAAAUACGAUCACAUUGAUAGUGGAGACAUGGAAUAUCCUCUGGUCAAAGAUGCUUUCGAAGUCCUGACAAAUGAAGCCAAAGAUCUAUUUUUGGGACCAACCCUGCCUGAAACUUAUGGAACACCGACGGCACUGGAAUUUGUUCGGGACAACGUGGCGAAAAACAUGCCGUUGAUCAUACGAGAAGCCACCAACGAUUGGCCAGCAGUGGAAAAGUGGAAUUCCAAAUAUUUUAGAGAAACGUUCGCGAACAAGGAAGUGACCGUUGCAAUCACCCCCAAUGGAUAUGCCGACGGAUUGGCGAAACAUGAAGGCGAGGAUUUCUUCGUACUACCACUGGAAACACAGAUGACGAUGGGCGAGUUUCUGAGCACUCUGGAUCGCAAAGACGAACAAAUACUCUACAUACAACGACAGAACUCUAACCUCACGGAAGAUUUUUAUGAACUGUGGCGGGAUAUAGACACGGAGAAGUUGAAAUUUGCAACAGAAGCAUUCAACAAACAACCGGAUGCGAUAAACUUCUGGAUGGGGGAUGAUCGUGCCAUCACUUCGAUGCACAAAGAUCCGUAUGAAAAUAUCUACUGUGUAAUUUCCGGAUAUAAGGACUUCAUCCUGAUACCACCCGUCGAUUUGCACAACGUUCCGAGAGACAAGUAUCCUAUGGGAAUUUAUAUGCAGGAGGAUGACGGAACUAUGGUUGUGGAGCCGAUUUUAGAUGAGAUUGGUAAACCUCGCUCCAUUGAGUGGGUCAGUAUCGACCCUUUGGCACCGGACCUGACCAGAUAUCCACAGUACGCCAACGCCACUGCCUAUGAAAUCAGAGUCAACGCCGGUGAUAUGUUGUAUCUUCCAAGCCUGUGGUAUCACCACGUUCGCCAGAGCCACAAAUGCAUCGCCGUUAACUUUUGGUACGAUAUGGAUUACGAUGCCCGCUACUGUUAUUACAAAAUGAUGGAAAAGCUGUGCGGUUAUGGGGAGAACGAUGUUGACUAGAUUUUCGUUAUUGCAAAUGAAAGCAUUGUUAUAAUUGGAAUAAAAUAUUGCUUUAUUUUAUUAAAUGUAGGUAUUUUUACGAUUGCACCACCCGCUGACCUAGA
Armigeres subalbatus is the source of this 1261-nucleotide messenger RNA. RefSeq names its product bifunctional peptidase and (3S)-lysyl hydroxylase Jmjd7 (gene JMJD7). Bases 189 to 1157 code for a protein of 322 amino acids. The transcript is spliced from 6 exons. Gene Ontology annotation, molecular function: 2-oxoglutarate-dependent dioxygenase activity. The record is from RefSeq and is a predicted model, not a curated record. Lineage: Eukaryota; Metazoa; Arthropoda; Insecta; Diptera; Culicidae.